AUGCUGUUUUUUAAGGAAACCUUCAAGGAGUUCUUCCCUGAUGCGUUAAGGGUAUCACCAGAGAGAACUCCGAGUGAACCUGAAUCAGAAAUGUCAAGUGACGAAACAGAGCAUCAAAAACCAGUGGUGACAAGUUUACCAAAACCCAGGAAGCAUAUUUUACCAGUCACAAGAAAACGUCCAGCAGCUAUAUUAUCAAUGGCAACAAUUCCAAAAUUAAAGAAGCCUACAGCUAAUCAAGUGGAGGUUUUUGAUACUGUAUCAACAGUGGUUGAACCAAAGAAAAUCAAGCUGGUUGUCCCGCAGGAUGCUCUUUUAAAACCAACUGAAAAUGUAGAAGUGGUAGGGGAAAUUGGAAAGUUUGAGAAGAAAAUUCAACCCAUUGAAAAUGUGAUACCACAGCCAGAGCCAGAACAAUCAGUAAUGAGUCGAAGAGAAUUGUCACAAAAUAGGCUCUCGUAUAGGGAAAUGGAAAGUUACCCGGUGUUCAAGAAUUACCAUCCAGGGCAGCCAUCAAUGAGGUUGUAUAUAAAAAAUUUGGCAAAAACGGUCACUGAGCAGGAUGUGAAAAGAAUUUACAGGUAUUACAUAGAUAAUCUUUCAGAGCAAGAGCAAAUUGGUUUUGAUGUCAGAGUCAUGCAAGAGGGGAGGAUGAAAGGCCAAGCUUUUGUCACUUUCCCUUCUUUAAAGAUAGCAGAGGCUGCUUUGUUGGAAACAAAUGGAUUUAUGUUAAAAGGGAAACCCAUGGUGGUAAACUUUGCUAGAGCGGCCAAUAAAAAGUCUGUUGAA
Messenger RNA from Iphiclides podalirius (scarce swallowtail), 789 nucleotides. The record is from the annotation of a GenBank genome assembly. NCBI's taxonomy places the organism in Eukaryota, Metazoa, Arthropoda, Insecta, Lepidoptera, Papilionidae.